Messenger RNA from Pterocles gutturalis (yellow-throated sandgrouse), 1578 nucleotides. RefSeq names its product serine/threonine kinase 3 (gene STK3). Gene Ontology annotation, molecular function: protein serine/threonine kinase activity; ATP binding. The transcript has 8 exons. Gene Ontology annotation, cellular component: cytoplasm. The coding region runs from base 1 to 1131 and encodes 376 amino acids. Gene Ontology annotation, biological process: protein tetramerization; intracellular signal transduction; regulation of MAPK cascade. The record is from RefSeq and is a predicted model, not a curated record. Lineage: Eukaryota; Metazoa; Chordata; Aves; Pterocliformes; Pteroclidae.
AUGCAGCUAACGGAAGAUGAAAUCGCAACUAUUCUGAAAUCUACUCUUAAAGGACUUGAAUACUUGCACUUUAUGAGAAAAAUACAUAGAGAUAUAAAGGCUGGAAACAUCCUUCUUAACACUGAGGGUCAUGCCAAAUUAGCUGAUUUUGGUGUGGCUGGCCAGUUAACAGAUACAAUGGCAAAACGUAAUACUGUUAUAGGAACUCCGUUUUGGAUGGCUCCUGAAGUAAUACAAGAGAUUGGCUAUAACUGUGUGGCAGACAUCUGGUCCCUUGGUAUCACUUCAAUAGAAAUGGCUGAAGGAAAACCUCCAUAUGCUGAUAUUCAUCCAAUGAGGGCUAUUUUUAUGAUUCCUACAAAUCCUCCUCCAACCUUCCGGAAACCAGAGCUCUGGUCUGAUGAAUUCACAGAUUUUGUGAAGAAAUGCUUAGUGAAAAAUCCUGAACAAAGAGCUACAGCAACACAGCUGCUACAGCAUACAUUCAUUAAGAAUGCCAAGCCAGUUUCAAUUUUAAGGGACCUGAUCACUGAAGCUAUGGAAAUAAAGGCAAAGCGACAUGAGGAACAGCAGAGAGAACUAGAAGAGGAGGAAGAAAAUUCAGAUGAAGAUGAGCUGGACUCUCACACCAUGGUGAAGACCAGUUCGGAGAGUGCUGGUACCAUGAGGGCCACAAGCACGAUGAGUGAAGGCGCUCAGACAAUGAUUGAACACAAUAGUACUAUGUUAGAAUCGGACUUGGGGACCAUGGUAAUAAAUAGCGACGAUGAUGAAGAAGAAGAUGGGACCAUGAAAAGAAAUGCUACUUCACCGCAAGUUCAAAGACCUUCUUUCAUGGACUACUUUGAUAAACAAGAUUCCAAGAACAAAAGCCCUGAAAACUGUAAUCAGAACAUGCAUGAACCUUACCACAUAUCCAAAAAUGUUUUCCCUGAUAACUGGAAAGUCCCUCAAGAUGGAGACUUUGAUUUCUUAAAGAAUCUGAGUUUAGAAGAAUUACAGAUGCGAUUAAAGGCUUUGGACCCUAUGAUGGAAAGAGAAAUUGAAGAGCUUCGUCAGAGGUACACUGCGAAGAGGCAACCUAUCCUAGAUGCGAUGGAUGCAAAGAAACGGAGGCAACAAAAUUUCUGAGUUUCUUUUACUUUCAGAGAUAAUAGCAUGAGUCAGUGUGGACACUGGUAACUUUGUAAGUCAGAAGGAAUUCGAUGAGAGUUUUCAAAAACCCAAUCUUUUGAAUAUUCCUUCACAAGCAAUGACAAUUGGAGCAGUGAAAGAACAUACAUGUGAUGUUCUGCAAAGGCAGUGAAUCACAUUACCACUUGCUUGUAUUUUCAAAUGUUUAAUGUGAUAGAAAUUUCAUCUGUUACUUCCCAAUCUUUUUCAGGUGUAUAGUGGUAACUUGGUGUUGUACAUUAGGAGUUGUGUUUCGGAGCACCUGGAACAGUUUCUUGAUUGUACAACACUACAGAGCCUUAUGUUGCAAUGUGUUUUCCUCCCACUUGGUAGUGUAUUUAUUAUGUAAUCUUUGGUUAUCCUAUUUAUUUUAUGCCUGUUUUCUUUUUUAUUAGGAAUUAUUAG